UUAUCACUAGAAACUAUCAUAAUCGAAAAAUAGUAAUAAUUAAAGAUAAAUGAAAAGAGUUUGAGAUAAACAGAUCACUUGUGGAAGCCUAUAAAUGAAGGCCGCUAACAUCAGAACAAAAUAAGGCAAAGGAAACAUAUAUAGCUAGUCAUGGAAGUAGAAAAGACACUACGCAUGAAUGUUGGCCAUGGAGAAUCAAGCUACGCAAGCAACUCAUUGAUUCAGGAAAGUGUGAUACGGAAAAGUGAGACUGUUUUACAAGAUACAAUCAAGGGAAUGGUUAAUACUGAAGCGGCCUUCAGCAAAAGUUUCGUACUAGCAGAUAUAGGAUGCGGGCCUGGCACAAAUACACUUUUGCUUGCAUCUAUGGUUAUUGAUAUAGUCCUUGAGCUGCGUAAAGAAAAUAAUAUUCAUAAAGCACCACAAUUUCAAGUCUGCUUAAAUGAUCUUUUUGGAAAUGAUUUCAAUUCCAUUUUCCAAUUGCUACCCAACUUUUAUGCAAACCUUAAGAAGGAGAAGGGAGAAAACAUUGGCUCUUGUUUUGUUUCAGCUAAUCCCGGUUCCUUUUAUAGUAGACUCUUUCCAGAUGAAAGCAUACACCUUGUUCACUCCUCUUGGGCUGUUCAUUGGCUUUCUCAGAUACCUGAAGGCAUUGAAAACAACAAAGAUAAUAUAUACAUGGCGACAUCAAGUCCUCCCAAUGUGUUCGAAGCAUAUGAAAAGCAAUUUCAAACCGACUUUAUAAAGUUUCUACAAAUGCGAUCCAAGGAAGUAGUGCAUGGUGGGUGCAUGGUUUUAACAUUUCUUGGUCGUAGCAGUGUUGAUCCAACCACCAAUGAAAAUGGUGGUCGUAUUCUUGAGCUACUAUCACAAUCACUACUCGAUAUGGUUAAAGAGGGACUAGUUCAAGAAUCAGAUUUGCACUCAUUCAAUAUCCCAAAUUAUACUCCAUGCGAGGAUGAAGUCAGUAAAGCUGUUCACAAUGAGGGAUCAUUUUCUAUUAAUACCUAUAAUGUUUUUCAAGGUAACUGGGAUCCAAGGGAUACAGACUUUACAAAUGUGAAAGAUUCAGAUGAGAAGAGCCACAUCCAUGCGAAAAACUGCACAACUGCUCUGAGAACUGUUUAUGAAUCGUUGUUGACAUCUCAUUUCGGAAAUUUAUUAAAUAUUGAUAUUGAGCAUAUUAGGUUCUUUCCUGGAGACUUAAUCGAUAAGGAAAUGGAAUGAACUUGCAAUGUGAUUAUGUUUUGUGCGUUCAAUGAUGGAUUGUAAGUUUUAAACUUUAUUCUAAUAACAACUUAUUUUGCUCUAUAUUCGUAUUAAUUGUAACAUUUGGUAAUUUAUUGCUAUUGUUUUUGGUUGGAACAAUAAUCGAAAUGAAGAACUGAAU
This is a messenger RNA of Lactuca virosa, 1390 nucleotides long. NCBI's taxonomy places the organism in Eukaryota, Viridiplantae, Streptophyta, Magnoliopsida, Asterales, Asteraceae. The record is from the annotation of a GenBank genome assembly.